AUGGGUUACCUGAAGCAGUUAGUGUUGAAGGAUUUCAAGUCCUGGCGGGGGGAAUGGGUUAUCGGCCCCUUCCUCAAGUUCAACUGCAUCGUCGGGCCCAAUGGAUCAGGAAAAUCUAACAUAAUGGAUGCCAUUAGUUUUGCGAUAUGCGAAAAGAUAGCUAAUUUGCGAGUUAAAAAUGUUCAAGAACUUAUUCAUGGAGCACAUGUUGGAAAACCAGUGUCUUCUACAGCUAGUGUGAAGCUAGUCUACUGUGAAGAAGAUGGGAAAGAAAAAACAUUUUCAAGAGUUAUCCGUGGUAGAUGUUCUGAAUUUCUUUUCAAUGAUAGAUCUGUCAGCCGAUCUACUUAUAUAUCUGAGCUUGAAAAAGUAGGCAUACUUGUUAAAGCUAGAAAUUGUCUUAUUUUUCAGGGAGCAGUAGAAUCAAUUUCAAUGACAAAGCCAGAGGAGAGAACUCAGCUCUUUGAACAAAUCAGUAAUUCAUGGGAAUAUGCUGAAGAAUAUGAAGAAAAAAAGAAAAAAAUGCAGCAAGCAGAAAUGAAUGCACAGAUACAUUAUAACAAGAAAAAAAUCAUUGCAGAUGCACGCAAACAGGCUAUGAUACAGAAAGGGGAAGCAGAGCGUUACCAGAUUCUUCUCGAGGACCUGGAUGAAGAAAAGAUACAGCUGAAGCUUUUCCAGCUUUAUCACAGUGAAAAAAACAUUGACUUCCUGAAAAUAAGUUUGGAUGAAAAGAAUAUGGAGGCUCGUAUCAAGAAAGAGUCCCUUUCUGCAGCAGAAGAUGCAUUUAGAGACAAGAAAAAAGCGUUUGGUGCACUAAACAGAGACCAACAGCACAUGGAAAAAGAAAUUAAUACUCUGGAAGCAUCACUGGUUCAGCAGAGACCUCUCUAUAUAAAAGCAAAGGAAAACACUUCCUACCAAAUCAAGAAAGUUGAAAUAUCUAAAAAAUCUCUAUGGAACAAGGAGAAAUCCUGUGAUAAGGAAAAGCAAAACAUAAAAGAACUGGAGAUAGAAUUGAAUGAUAUUGAGAAGGCAUGGAAGGCAUUUGAGAAGAAAGCUGAAGAGGAGAUAUUGCAAAGAGCAGCAGAUAUUGAGCUGGAAGAAAGUCAGUUGAAGCGUUACAAAGAACUAAAGGACAUAGCAAGAAAGAAAGGAGCUACACUAACCCAGCAGCUAGAAAAACUUCAUUGGGAGGAAAGAGCAGAUGAAGAAAGACUGAAACUUAAUUGGAGGAAGAAAAAAGAAAUUGAGGAAAACAUGAAACAGACUGUGGAGCAGAUAGAAGAGCAUAAAAAAAGAAUAGAGAAGAUGGAAGAAUAUGUCAAGAUGUGCACUGAAUUGUUAGCAGAGAAAAAACAGCAAGAGGAAGCACUAACUAAGGAAAUUGAAAAUACAACAGUACGAAUGGCUGAAGUGAAUGAAGAAUUGAACAAAUUAAUUGUUGAACUGCAGAAUGCCAGAAUUGAUUACCAUGAAGGAAAGCGUCAGCAAAUGAGAGCAGAAAUCCUGGAAAGUCUGAAAAGACUAUAUCCAGAUUCUGUGUUUGGAAGACUGCUUGACCUGUGUCAGCCUAUUCACAAAAAAUACCAGAUUGCUGUUACCAAGGUAUUCAGCAGAUACAUGACUGCUAUUGUUGUUACCACUGAAAAAACAGCAAAAGACUGCAUUCAGUUCCUAAAACAAGAACGAGCUGAACCUGAAACUUUUCUUGCUUUGGAUUACCUUGAUGUUCAACCAAUCAAUGAAAAGUUGAGAGAGAUAAAAGGAGCUAAAAUGUUGGUGGAUGUUAUACACACUCCUUAUGCUCCACUGAAAAAAGUGAUUCAGUUUGUGAGUGAGAAUGGCUUGGUCUGUGAAACAGUUGCAGAAGCAAAAGAAAUAGCGUUUAAAGGACCUGUGAGGUUGAAAACAGUGUCUCUUGAUGGAACUUUGUUUUUGAAAUCUGGAGUGAUUUCUGGAGGAUCAAGUGAUUUAAGAGUUAAAGCUAGAUCUUGGGAUGAAAAAGAAAUAAGUAAGAUGAAAGAAAAAAGAGAUAGCUUCGUUAAUGAAUUAAAGGACUUAAUGAAGAUCAAACGUAAGGAGCCUGACUUGAAGCAGUUGCGCACUCAGUGCCAUGGGACUCAGAUACGUCUUAAAUAUUCACAGACUGAAUUAGAGCUUAUUAAAAAGAAAACUCUUGCUAAUCUCUACGUGGAAAAAUCAAAACUGGAAAGUGAACUGGUAAAUAUCAAAUCUCAGCAUGAUAUACUGAAUGAAGUAGUAGCACAAAGAAAAUUAAAAAUAGAAGAAUUUCAGAAAAGAAUUAAUGAGGCUGAAGAUGAUGUAUUCCGGGAAUUCUGUGAAGAAAUUGGUGUAGAAAAUAUUCGCUUGUAUGAACAAGAAUAUGUGAGACAACAAGAGGAGAUUGAUAAGAGAAGACUGGAGUUUGAAAAUCAGAAGACACGACUAAACAUUCAGCUGGAAUAUAAUCGCGACCAUCUACAAAAAUUAACAAAUGCAGUCAGCACGUUGAGGGAGACCGUUCUUAAAGAUGAAGCUGAGAUUAUUGAGCUAAAGAAGGAUGAGGAAAAGCAUCUAAAAAAAGUGAAUGAAAUUGUGGAGGAGCAGCAGCAUCUUAAGGAUAGAUUAAGUGCUCAUAAAUCUAAGGUUAUAAAAGCCCAAAAUGAAGUUGAAGAGUUCAGAAAGACAGUGUUUACUGUUAAUAGGGAAGCUACAAAAUUGCAAAAGGAAGCUGCAGCUCUAGAAACCUCUCUAGAAGAUCAAAGAUUGAAACGACAUAAUAUGCUUCUUGAAUGCAAGGUGCAACUCUUGAAAAUAAAGCUUCUGUCUGGAUCACUGGAUGACAUCAGUGAAAUAGAGCUAGGAGCUGAAACUAUGUCAAGUAUAUAUGAAAGGGAAAGGGCAAUUCAGAUAGACUACAGCAGUCUAGCAGAAGACCUGAAGGGCUUAAAGUCUGAUAAAGAGAUAGAGGAUCAUCUGAACCAGAUGCAACAGGAAAUAAAAUCUAAAACAGAUAUUUUAAUGCAGAUGGCUGCUCCAAACCAGAAAGCAGAAGGGAAAUUACAGAUGUUUCGGGACAAGUUACAAAAAUCAGUAGAUGAGUUUGAGACCAGCAGAAGGAUGGCCAGUAUGUGCAGGCAAGAAUUCGAACAGGUGAAAAAAAAGAGAUAUGAGCUCUUUAGCCAGUGCUUUGAGCACGCCUGUGUGGCUAUCGAUCAGAUCUACAAGAAACUUUCCAGAAACAGUAGUGCUCAGGCAUUCCUUAGUCCUGAAAAUCCUGAGGAGCCUUAUCUGGAAGGCAUUGGCUUUAAUUGUGUGGCUCCCGGAAAACGCUUUUUGACAAUGGACAAUAUGUCAGGAGGGGAAAAAUCUGUGGCAGCUCUGGCUCUUGUGUUUGCUGUACACAGUUUUCGGCCAGCACCUUUUUUCGUUUUAGAUGAGGUAGAUGCUGCCCUGGAUAAAACAAACAUAGAUAAAGUGUCAAGUUUCAUUAGAGAAAAGGCACGUGAACACUUUCCAAUUAUAGUUAUAUCUCUAAAGGAAGAGUUCCAUGCCAAAGCAGACGCGUUGAUUGGAGUGUGUCCAAAGCGUGAUGGCAUUAUGUUCAGCCGGGUACUGACCUUGGACCUCACUGAGUAUCCUGAUAUCGAUGAGGAGGAAAGCGAGUUCUCCAAACGCAGUUCUGUCUCAGCAUAA
Messenger RNA from Colius striatus (speckled mousebird), 3699 nucleotides. RefSeq names its product structural maintenance of chromosomes 1B (gene SMC1B). Bases 1 to 3699 code for a protein of 1232 amino acids. Gene Ontology annotation, biological process: sister chromatid cohesion. Gene Ontology annotation, cellular component: chromosome; nucleus; cohesin complex. The record is from RefSeq and is a predicted model, not a curated record. Gene Ontology annotation, molecular function: DNA binding; ATP hydrolysis activity; ATP binding. Lineage: Eukaryota; Metazoa; Chordata; Aves; Coliiformes; Coliidae. The transcript is spliced from 25 exons.